Messenger RNA from Pseudoliparis swirei, 5308 nucleotides. Its product is annotated as sodium-driven chloride bicarbonate exchanger-like. Gene Ontology annotation, biological process: regulation of intracellular pH; monoatomic anion transport; bicarbonate transport. The record is from RefSeq and is a predicted model, not a curated record. The transcript is spliced from 27 exons. Gene Ontology annotation, molecular function: monoatomic anion transmembrane transporter activity; solute:inorganic anion antiporter activity; sodium:bicarbonate symporter activity. NCBI's taxonomy places the organism in Eukaryota, Metazoa, Chordata, Actinopteri, Perciformes, Liparidae. Gene Ontology annotation, cellular component: plasma membrane; basolateral plasma membrane. The coding region runs from base 161 to 3505 and encodes 1114 amino acids.
CAUCUUGUCGGUGCUGUGACGCUUUGGCUGGGCGGAACCGGAGCAACCACAACGUUUCUCCCUCGCCGGUUGAUGGACUGAGCCGUCUUCAACUAGCGUUUGGCAAGAGCGGAGCAGCGCGUCACGACUCGCCUGUCGAGGAGCCGAGGAGGAGACAAAGAUGGACAUCACGGAUCAAGGCGCUCAAAUGGAGCCGCUCUUACCCACGAAGCAAAGUCCCCAAGAACACAAAGACGUGAGAGCCGAUGAGGAGGCAGUGGUGGACCGCGGUGGCACGCGCUCCAUGCUCAACACCAACUUUGAGAAGGAAGAACUAGAAGGUCACCGCACUCUCUACAUCGGAGUUCACGUUCCCCUGGGCCGGAGGUCGCACAGACGCCACCGUCACCACGGACACAAACACAGGAAGAGGUCCAAGGAGAGGGACUCCACCGCCGACGAUGGAAGAGGAUCCCCCUCACACACAGGCACGCCGGCUCAGAGGGUGCAGUUUCUGCUGGGGACAGAGGAUGACGACGAGGAGCACAUCCCCCACGCCCUGUUCACCGAGCUGGACGAAAUCUGCCUCCGGGAGGGGGAGGACGCCGAAUGGAAAGAGACAGCCAGGUGGCUUAAGUUUGAGGAGGAUGUCGAGGACGGCGGUGAGCGAUGGAGUAAACCCUACGUCGCCACUCUGUCUCUACACAGCCUGUUCGAGCUGCGCAGCUGCAUCAUGAACGGCACCGUGAUGCUGGACAUGAGGGCCAACUCGCUGGAGGAGAUCGCAGACAUGCUUCUGGAUCAGCACGAGUUGUCGGGCCCUGUAGGUCCGGAGGCCAGGAAGAGGAUCCGCGAGGCCCUGCUCAAACAUCACCACCACCAAAACCACAAGAAACUGGCCAACCGCAUCCCGAUCGUACGCUCCUUCGCCGACAUCGGCAAGAAGCAGUCCGAGCCUCAUUCCAUGGACAAGAAUGGCCAAACGGUCUCACCUCAGUCCCAUCCGGCUAACGCGGACGGCAAACAGGACGUGAGCCGAGAAAACAGCGCUGUCGACUUCAGCAAGAUCGACCUCCACUUCAUGAAGAAGAUCCCUCCCGGUGCCGAGGCGUCCAACGUCCUGGUCGGGGAGCUGGAGUUCCUCGACCGCCCCGUGGUGGCCUUCGUCCGCCUGGCUCCCGCCGUGCUCCUCAAUGGCCUGGCUGAGGUUCCCAUCACCACCAGGUUUCUUUUCAUCCUGCUCGGCCCUCUGGGAAAGGGGCCACAGUAUCAUGAAAUUGGCCGGUCUAUUGCUACCCUGAUGACGGAUGAGAUCUUCCAUGACGUCGCGUACAAGGCCAAAGACAGGAAUGACUUGGUGGCGGGCAUUGAUGAGUUUCUGGACCAGGUGACAGUGUUACCCCCUGGCGAGUGGGACCCCUCCAUCAGAAUAGAGCCUCCCAAAAACGUGCCGUCUCAGGAAAAGCGGAAGAUCCCCCCCCUUCCCAACGGGGUGACGGAUCAUGGAGAGUCGGAGGAACACGGAGGGCACGGCGGCCCCGAGAUGCAGCGCACCGGGAGGUUAUUCGGCGGCUUAUUCAUGGACAUCAAGCGAAAGGCCCCUCACUACGUCUCCGACUUCACGGAUGCCAUCAGCCUGCAGUGUCUGGCCUCGUUCCUCUUCCUCUACUGCGCCUGCAUGUCGCCGGUCAUCACCUUCGGAGGACUCCUGGGUGAGGCCACGGAGGGACGCGUGAGUGCUAUCGAGUCCCUGUUCGGGGCUUCCAUGACUGGAAUAGCCUACUCUAUUUUUGCCGGUCAGCCCCUCACCAUCCUGGGCAGCACCGGGCCCGUUCUUGUCUUUGAGAAAAUCCUCUUCAAGUUCUGCAAGGAGUACGGCCUCUCCUACCUCUCCCUGAGGGCGUGCAUCGGCCUGUGGACGGCCUUCUUCUGUCUCCUGCUGGUGGCCACGGACGCCAGCUCGCUCGUCUGUUACAUCACGCGCUUCACAGAGGAAGCUUUCGCGGCGCUCAUCUGCAUCAUCUUCAUCUACGAGGCCCUGGAGAAGCUGAUGCACCUCGGGGUGAACUACCCCAUCAAUAAAAACAACGACCUUCAGAAACUCACGCAGUACUCGUGUGAGUGUGUGGAGCCCAUGAACCCCAGCAACGACACCCUGCACUUCUGGGACCAGAAGAACAUCUCGGCCUCCCAGGUCAACUGGACCAUGCUCGAGGUCAAGGAGUGCGAGAUGUUUCACGGGGAGUUCGAGGGCAACGCCUGCAGCCCCCACGGCCCCUACGUCCCCGACGUCCUCUUCUGGUCCGUCCUCCUCUUCUUCUCCACCGUCUUCAUGUCGGCCUUCCUCAAGGAGUUCAAGACGAGCCGCUACUUUCCCACCAAGGUGCGGGCCAUCAUCAGUGACUUUGCAGUCUUCAUCACCAUCCUGACGAUGGUUCUGGUGGACUACGCCUUGGGGAUCCCGUCUCCUAAACUGCAGGUCCCCAGCAAUUUCAAACCCACCAGAGACGAUCGCGGCUGGCUCAUAAACCCCGUGGGGCCAAACCCCUGGUGGACCACCAUCAUCACCUUCCUCCCCGCUCUGCUGUGCACCAUCCUCAUCUUCAUGGACCAGCAGAUCACAGCUGUCAUCAUAAACAGGAAGGAGCACAAACUAAAGAAGGGCUGCGGCUACCACCUGGACCUGUUCGUGGUGGGGGUGAUGCUGGGCGUGUGCUCGGUGAUGGGCCUGCCGUGGUUCGUGGCCGCCACGGUGCUCUCCAUCUCCCACGUGAACAGCCUGAAGCUGGAGUCGGAGUGCUCUGCUCCCGGAGAGCAGCCCAAGUUCCUCGGGAUCAGAGAGCAACGCUUUACCGGCCUCCUGAUCUUCGUCCUCAUGGGCUGCUCCGUCUUCAUGACAUCUGUGCUGAAGUUCAUCCCCAUGCCUGUGCUGUACGGGGUCUUCCUGUACAUGGGGGCUUCCUCCCUCAGAGGCAUCCAGUUCUUUGACCGUCUGAGGCUGUUCAUCAUGCCGGCCAAACAUCAGCCGGACUUCAUCUACCUUCGUCACGUCCCGCUGAGGAAGGUGCACCUCUUCACCUUGGUCCAGCUCAGCUGCUUGAUCCUGCUCUGGGUCAUCAAGACCUCCAAGGCCGCCAUCGUCUUCCCCAUGAUGGUCUUGGCCCUGGUGUUCAUCCGGAAGCUGCUGGACUUGAUCUUCACCAAGAGGGAACUGAGUUGGCUGGACGACUUGAUUCCCGAGUGGAAGAAGAAGAAACUGGAGGAUGCCGAAGAAGAGGAGGAGCACAGUGUCAUCGCAGAGGAAGAAGGCAUUGUGCAAGUGCCACUGGAGGGACACUUGAAGUGCGACCCGGCCACGGUGAACAUCACUGACGAGAUGUCCAAAGGAUCUUUUGGGAACGUGUGGAAGAGCAUCAACCCUGCUGAGAGCACCAAGAAGGAACCAAGCGCUAAGAGUUGUGGCGGCGAAAAGCGACACAAGCGGCGGAGGCAUGACAAGACCUUGGACAGGGAGACAAGUUUGUGAUGACGCGUAGUGGCGGUGCCACUGUGCUGUCGAUGAGUACAUUAAAAAAACACAAAAAAACUAUACCGUGCCACACUCAACCACCUUUGUACUGCGCUACACUGUGUUUUCGUCGUGUAAGUCUGUGUGCAAGUUAUGUAAAACAAAGAAUGUGUUAGAAACAGUAUUAACAAGAGGAACUGGGACACCUUUGUGUUCUUUUUCGAUGUAUAUCAGUGUUUUGGUGAUACCAGCAACAGAGAGAAGCCGGAGUUAUACGACAUCUACAGUAACUGCUGCGUUAAUGGGCCAAUUCAGUACAAAUUUUAAACAAUUUUUAAAUUCACUUGUAUUUUGUAUGUUUUUAUAUUUUUCCAACAACAGCGAGUUAUCCUUUGAAGAACCUGCCACAGCAAACUGAAAAUGUGUGGAUUUUGUGCGCGGCAUUAAAUGCCGCUAUUGACUUUGACCUCACGCUAGAAAACCUACAAAGUAGAUAUUUGCCAAUACUAAUCUAUUUCACCGGUACCCAAAAGAGUUGGCUAAUCUAGUAGUAAUCUUUUUUUGAAAGUAUUAAAUAUACAUUUUCUAUAUUCUGUAUAUCUAAAUGUUUUUGUGACAGUGACAGCUCAUAUCACUCCAGAGUCCUCUCUCUUGUUAUUUUACAAAUAAAUGUCUCUCCUCCGGUCAAGAAUUCCCCCAAAGACCAGUUUAAGGAAUAGUUUGACAUUCUGGGAAAUACACGUCUUCAUUUUCCGUUAGACGAGAAGAUCGACGCCACUCUCACGUCCGUACGCUAGAUUGUGAAGCUAAUGCUAGCAGCUGGUUAGCUUAGCUUAGCGGAAAUACUGAAAACGGUGAAACAGCUCAGCCGGCUCUGCCCAAAAUGUUACAGAAUCCGCCAGAAUCUCAUGAAUGUACUUUGUAUCCUGUUUCUUUUAAUCUGUGCAAAAAAAGUGAAGUGAAACGUCAUGUUUCUGGUCUCUCAAAAGACUGCUAGCUAGCUAGCGACAGCUAGCGUAUGGACAUGAGAGAGGUUUCCGUCUUCUCGUCUAACUUACGGCAAUAAGCAUACUAACCUGAACACACUAUUCUUUUGUGGGCAGUAUACAGCUUAUUCUGCAAUAUUUUCAAGUUAGCAAUUUCAUAAUAGAUCGUCAACUUUCAGUAGCGCUCACGACUCGGCCUUGGAUUAUUUUAAAGCCCCAUCCAGUUUGCCAAAGCUGAACUAGGGUGACCGUGCAGAAAGCUCCUCUAUGUUUUCCAUCCGUCAUCUCGUCAUCCAUCUGAUCUCCUCUCCAACAUGACCCUCAUUGUGUCAGCAUCUGAACUAAUUGUUUAAAAAGAAAAGACCUGCAUGACGGGGAACGCACUCGACUGUCUCGCUGCAGGACCAAUGGUUACGUCUAGAGAUGCAAUAACAGGCGACCUUUUUUUCUGGGAAGGGCACCAUGUAAUAAACGUUAGAGUCUUAACAAUGUACAAUACAUAGUAUAUUUUAUUCAUGUGAAAUGUUACUAAUAUAUUACUCACAUGAAGUCGGUGUUGAAGGCAGGUUUCUGUUGUAGGUGUUCUUUUUCCUCAUUGUUUAAGUGAUGGUUCUUAGUUGACUAGAGAAACUAACAAGUGGUCAAAAUUAUAUCAAUAUCAAACAUUUGGACCACUUCUGUGCAAAAUGUUGCCUUAAAUUUGGUAGUGGUAGCUGUGUACACUUUCUGUUUAAAUAAUUUAAGUCAUCAGUUCUGAUUUGUUGUCAUGUUGUGAUUUGUUUCAUGAGAAGGAGAGCGCGGGUGAGUGAGAGCAUAAAUAAAGAUCUUAAACAAG